AUGCAGCGGCCGAUCGCGGGCCGUCUGAAGCACGCGGGGUCGACGCCGCUCGUGGUCGUAGCGGACGACGUGCCGCCCAUCAGAAUCGCGGAGCGCCGUGCGAUCGACCACCUGAGCGAUCUCGACCAUCCACGUGGCUCCCCGCUCGCCAGUGGCAAGCACGCGAGCCCACAAGCCGCCGCCUUCCGCGCGUCCUCCGCCGGCGGCGGCGUCGCCUCUCCGGUCGCCGCCUUCUCCCCCGCGGCGCUCUCCCGCGAGUUCGCUCUCGCCGCCGGCAGCCACUUCCACGGCAGCCCCGCGCACGCGCACGCGGGGCACGGCGCACACGCGGGCCACGGGGUGGGGGGAAGCGGAGCGGCGGGCGCGGAGAGGGCGGGCGGGGGCGCGGUGGUGUCGAACGUGGCGGUGGUGGCGGGGCUGCUGCUGCUGCUGAACCUGUCCACCAUCUACCUCUUCUUCCAGUCCGGGGUCUCCUCACGCUCCCUCUCCGCCGCCUCCGCCGACAUCCGCCUGCGCAGCGCCCCGCAGGAGCGCGCCAUGGCGCACCACGCCGCGCUCUCCAGCGACCCCCCCGCCCGCGCACGCACGCAUGCAGGUGGGGGGGCAAGCAGCAAUCCGGUGCAGGCGGAGGGGGGGGCGGGCAUGGGGCGGGGCGUGGGGGCGCACCUGAGCUGGGCAGUGAGGGCGAGGGAGACGGUGAACGGGCGGCUGUUCCACAUCGCACCGGGGCUGGCCGCCAGCAAGGUGCCCUGGAACGCCACCGACAACUCCUUCCUGCUCUCCCUCGUACACUCCCCGCCUCCCCUCCCUCCCGCUCUACGCCCUUUUUCUGUCUCCUAUGGCCGCCCUCGCCCUACUCCAUGGCAGAGGGGCAAGUGGGACGUGAGGUCGUUCUCUCUCAUGCCGGGGGUGUUCCUGCUGCAGCAGCCCCACGACUUCGCCUGUGUGCUGCUCAUCCAGGACGCCUGCUACGUGCACAUGACAGGUCCAUCGCGGCUGCACCAGCCAAUGGCGGGCAUGUGGUAUUCGGACGAGGGCGUGCGCGACUUCAAGCGCAUCAGCACCUCCAAUGACCUCUGCUCGCUCUUCCCCGACGCCCUCGCCGACCAACAAGACCACGCCUGGCGCUCCCUCUCGCCCCGAGAGGCACGCGCUGCCCUGGAACGAGAGGGCACUGUUGGGAGGGAUGUGGUGCGGUUGAGAGGGGUGAAGGAGGAGGGAGGAGCUGGGGGAGUGGAUGGGCGGAAAGGGGGUGCGGGAGGUGGGAGGAAGGGGAGUGGGGUGGGGAAGGAGAGGUAUGGUGGGAGGGUGGAGCGAAGGGAGGAGGAGGAGGAGGGGGAUUGGAGGGACAGCGGUCGGGUUGGGUACUCAGCUGAGGAGGGGGAGGAGGGGGAGGAGAGAGGGGCUCACAUGGACAAGAGGCGACGCCUCCUAUCCGCAUCGGAGCAAAAGCCCGCCAAAACCCACAACCCUGUGCCUUCCCACCCUAAAACAGCCACCCCUUCAGCCACCCAGUCACCACCCACCCCACCCCAGCAGCAGCAGCAGCAGCAGUCAGCAGCACCCGUGGUCCUGUCAGGAUUCGAGAACCAAGCACCGGGGUUCACGGACGAGUUUGACGAGGAGCUGCACGACAUGACGGACAUCAAGCGCCGCGAGAACCGCGUGUACGGCCGCUUCGAGAGCGCGCAUGCGGUGGCGCGGUACCUGAACCUCAGUGACGCGGCUAGCAGGGCGCGGAUGGCCACGGGGCCGAAAGGGGGGCGCGUGGAGAAGGUGGGGUAUGUGCCGCGGCAUAACACGUACAUGGGGGAUUUCGGCGAGGCCGUUGUGCCUCUCAUGCAGGCCGCUGUGCACCUGGUGCGCGCGCCCCCGUCGGACCCAUCAAAGGACACGAGGGGGGAGGGGCGCGUGGUGUUCUUCCCGGGGGAGCACGAGGUGCGCAGCGCGUGGACGGCUGACAUGGCGCACAUCCUCUUCGGCCCCAAGGCGCAGCUGCUGCUCGGCCACUCGCCCGGGCUCAAGGUGUGUUUCCGCAACGCGCUCUUCCCGCUGAACCGCCUGCACACGCCGCAGGCAGCGGACACGCUGAGGCAGUGGGCGCUGCUGGGCGCAGGGGGGCGCAGCAAGGGCAAGGGCAAGAAGGGCAGGCAGUCGGGUGUGGUGCGCGUGAAAGUGCUGCGCACCAGCCGCAGCCUGCCGCCCGUGCCCGCCCCGCCGGGAUCCCAGGUGCCCCCUGCCCCGCGGCGCAUGAGGUGGCAGGUGACGGUGCUGGAGCGCGAGAGGGGGCGGUCCGUGAUGAACGGCCACGAGGUGGCGCGCGUGGCACACGCUCUCUUCCCCGAGAUGCCGCUGCUCAUCGCCCGGGUCGGCAAGGCGUCUGCCUCUGACCACGCUCUGCUGCUCAAGAACACCCUGGUGCUGAUAUCCCUGCACGGCACGCCGCUCACCACGGCGCUCUUCAUGCCGCGCGGCUCAGUGGUGGUGGAGCUCUUCCCCUACAAGUUCCUCAGCACGCUCUACAAGAAGCUCGCCAUGCGCUCCGGCGUGCACUACCUCGCCUGGCGCAACAUCCAUGACAUCAGCGCCUUUUUCCGCAACUCGUGCAUGAAGGACGGGGGGUUCACGCACCUGCCCGAGGAGCAGUGCUGGAAUAUUCAUGAGUGUGUGGCGUGCGCGCGUGAUCAGAGCAUUACGAGGGUAGAUCGGAGGGAGUUCAAGGAGGUUAUGGCCAAUGCGAGAAUGCUUGUCAGAACGCUUGUUUACAAUAAUACAGUGUAG
Closterium sp. Naga37s-1 is the source of this 2781-nucleotide messenger RNA. Lineage: Eukaryota; Viridiplantae; Streptophyta; Zygnematophyceae; Desmidiales; Closteriaceae. The record is from the annotation of a GenBank genome assembly.